This is a messenger RNA of Hypomesus transpacificus, 1885 nucleotides long. RefSeq names its product actin, beta 1 (gene actb1). NCBI's taxonomy places the organism in Eukaryota, Metazoa, Chordata, Actinopteri, Osmeriformes, Osmeridae. Bases 109 to 1236 code for a protein of 375 amino acids. The record is from RefSeq and is a predicted model, not a curated record. The transcript has 6 exons.
CCAGCACCUUGGCAACGCUUCAUCAUUCUACCACAGUCGAUCUAGCAGAGCGGACUACCGCCCGUAUACAUUCUCCUUUUGCAGUUAACACUUCCUUAAAACACAGAAAUGGAAGACGAGAUCGCCGCCCUGGUCGUUGAUAACGGCUCUGGUAUGUGCAAAGCCGGUUUCGCUGGAGAUGACGCUCCUCGCGCAGUGUUCCCCUCCAUCGUCGGUCGCCCCAGGCAUCAGGGUGUGAUGGUGGGUAUGGGCCAGAAGGACAGCUAUGUGGGAGACGAGGCCCAGAGCAAGAGGGGUAUCCUGACCCUGAAGUACCCCAUCGAGCACGGCAUUGUGACCAACUGGGACGACAUGGAGAAGAUCUGGCAUCACACCUUCUACAACGAGCUCCGUGUGGCCCCUGAGGAGCACCCUGUCCUGCUCACUGAGGCCCCCCUCAACCCCAAGGCCAACAGGGAGAAGAUGACCCAGAUCAUGUUCGAGACCUUCAACACCCCCGCCAUGUACGUGGCCAUCCAGGCUGUGCUGUCCCUCUACGCCUCUGGUCGUACCACCGGUAUCGUCAUGGACUCCGGUGAUGGUGUGACCCACACAGUGCCCAUCUACGAGGGCUACGCCCUGCCCCACGCCAUCCUGCGUCUGGAUCUGGCUGGCCGUGACCUCACCGACUACCUGAUGAAGAUCCUGACAGAGCGUGGCUACUCCUUCACCACCACGGCCGAGCGUGAGAUCGUGCGUGACAUCAAGGAGAAGCUGUGCUACGUGGCGCUGGACUUUGAGCAGGAGAUGAGCACCGCUGCCUCCUCCUCCUCGCUGGAGAAGAGCUACGAGCUUCCCGACGGACAGGUCAUCACCAUCGGCAACGAGAGGUUCCGCUGCCCCGAGGCCCUGUUCCAGCCCUCCUUCCUCGGUAUGGAGUCCUGUGGCAUCCAUGAGACCACCUUCAACAGCAUCAUGAAGUGUGACGUUGACAUCCGUAAGGACCUGUACGCCAACACCGUGCUGUCUGGAGGUACCACCAUGUACCCCGGCAUCGCUGACCGCAUGCAGAAAGAGAUCACAGCCCUGGCCCCCUCCACCAUGAAGAUCAAGAUCAUUGCCCCCCCAGAGAGGAAGUACUCUGUCUGGAUCGGAGGCUCCAUCCUGGCCUCCCUGUCCACCUUCCAGCAGAUGUGGAUCAGCAAGCAGGAGUACGAUGAGUCCGGCCCCUCCAUCGUCCACAGGAAGUGCUUCUAAACAGACUGUCUCCCUCCCCCCUCCCCCAUCCUCUUACUACACGCACCGCUAGUGACCGCUUGAGCUCUGCACACACUUGCACUCUCACACACACACACAUACACUCUCUCUCAUACUCACACACAAUGGUGUGUGCAGAGUUCUGACCCCCCCCCCCCCCACGCUCCGCCCCUCCCACUCUUCCAUCCAAGAGGCCCGUCGUCCGGGCAACCCCAGCCUGCCUGCCUGGUGUCUGCAGGGCUUCGGCCAGCAGGGGGCCUGUGAGAGGGAGGAUCCUCCCUGUAUAUUUGUUGUGUAGGUCGUCCCAGUUGUCUGUUCACCCACCUUAUUUACCUCUGUGAAGGUUUCCUGGGCUGGGGGGGGCGGGGCUAAUGCUCAGUCUCUCCUGGUUCCUAGUAUUGCUUAAUAUGUAAAUUAUGUAAUCGAGUCAAGUCGUUCGGUUUGUUUUUUUUGUACUUUCAGCCUUAAGAGAAAAAAAUACUUGGUCCAGUUUUUGUGUUUUGUUAUGCAAAAAAUAAUCUUUACCUUUUGUAUGAAAGUGUAAAGGUUGUCAUUACCCUUCACCCCACCGUCAGGGGAGGUGAGAGGGCUGCUGGGAUACUGUCAACACCGACCAAUAAGAAUUCAAUAAAGUGCACAUGUCUAUGAA